GCAAAUAUGUAUAACAGAUUAACAAAACUUGCACAAUUUCAAAAAUAAUUCAAAUCCAAACAAUUUGGCGCUGCACUUUUAAUCAAAUUCGAAUCAGUUUGAUAAGGAAUAUAUCGCUCUUUCAAUAACAAUUAUGGAUACAUAUGGUGGCGAGGCGGUGACCAAGGAAGUGCUCGACAGCAAACCGGGACGCCUCCUGGUGGCAAGUGGCUGUUGCAAGGCUUGGAAGGAUUGCAGUCCCGAUGGCAACACGUAUGCGAUCUCAUUCAGGGAUCCGGUGACGUAUUUCUUUGGCAUCUUCGAUGGUCAUGGCAGCGAUGCGGUGUCUAGCUAUGCACACGAACAUCUGAUGGACGCAAUCCUCCAGCAUCCCGAUUACACGGUCAACGCCAACAUUGCGAACGCCCUCAAAAUGAGUUUCCUCGACAUUGACUAUCGCAUGAUGAUGGAGAAUGUGGGAGCUGAAGUUCCGCUCAGCGGCACCGCAGCCGUGCUGAUCAUCAUCCAGGGGGACACACUGUACUGCGCCAAUGUGGGCAACACCAAGGCCAUCGCCAGCAUCGGUGGCCACCUCCAGCUGCUGUCCAUGGAUCCAGAGACCGAGCGAGAUUCCGAGUCCGAGGCAUGCGAUCACAAUCCGAUUCUUUAUCGCAUGCUCGGCGACUUUGAGCUAAAGUCGGCCAACAGGAAUCCGGUGAGCGGUGAACUGUUCACCGCCAUGCCGAGUGUCGAGAGAUUCCACAUCAAUCACAACUGGGAGUUCAUGCUGCUCGCCUGCGAUGGCGUCUGGAGCACCAUGAGCGAUAUGGAAGUGCUGCGCUUUUGUCGCCAGCACAUCGCUAAGAACAUGCAGCCCAUGGACAUCAUCACCGAGCUCAUCAAUUACCUGCUCACUCACUGUGGCAACAAUAGACCCCAUUUGACCGGGGAUGUGACCGUCAUCAUCAUCUGCCUCCUGCAGGGCAGACCUUACAGUCAACUUGCUGUCCGCUGCCGAUUUCCGGGCGCCUAACAACUGACAAUCUGACGAUCUCUCAACUGUUGAUCUCGACUACAAAUAUUUGUACUCUUUUUUUUUUUGUAACCCACCCGUUGUGUAUUUUUAAUAAGACAACCUCCGUACACCAAA
Molecule: messenger RNA, 1129 nt
Organism: Drosophila sulfurigaster albostrigata
Lineage: Eukaryota; Metazoa; Arthropoda; Insecta; Diptera; Drosophilidae
Product: probable protein phosphatase 2C T23F11.1
Exons: 3
Coding region: 134-1012 (292 amino acids)
Biological process (GO): protein dephosphorylation
Molecular function (GO): cation binding; protein serine/threonine phosphatase activity
Source: RefSeq, a predicted model, not a curated record